Molecule: messenger RNA, 2659 nt
Organism: Neolamprologus brichardi
Lineage: Eukaryota; Metazoa; Chordata; Actinopteri; Cichliformes; Cichlidae
Source: RefSeq, a predicted model, not a curated record
GCAGCGGCAGAAGAAGGACGGAUUCCUGGCAACGCCGCAACAAAGCUAACGUUAACCAUGUACUGCUAAACCGUGUGAAUGCAUCAGCUUCGCAAACAUGUACUUAGGUGUUUAUCUGGAGUGUUUACCAACUGAUACCUACCUCAUAGCUUCCUCAAAGGCGCGUUAACACAUUCACAAUGGAAUUUUUUAACGAGCCAAGCUAGCCCAGCUAGCACACUUUGUCUUCGUCGCAGUGACAAACGGUUGACUAGCUAACCAGAACGAGUUGUUGUUAGCUUCGGGCUAGUUUUGGCGAAUAUGGCAAUUGUGUCUGGGUCCUGUGCCAGGGUAAACGGGUCUAGAAACGGGCCUCCUGUGUCAGCUACACCUUCUGGAUCUGUCGGGCAGUCUCAGCCCAUGAUAGCGGUGUGGGAAUGGCAGGAUGACCAGGGUUACUGGCGGCCUUACAGCGGCCAGGUGAGCGCCUACAUCGAGCGAUGUCUGUCACCGCGGGGCCACAGAGGAGGAGCACCCGGCUCUACGAGCAUCUGUCUCGGACAAUCAGACCCCAGCCUGUCGCCUUACCUCAUUGACAUACCAAGCUUGAAGCAGUUUCGACAGGACACAGGUAAGACCCGGUCAGUACGCCGGUCUCUGUUUGCCCAGUCCUCCGGCCUUGGUAGUGGUGUUUACUGGGAAUGGGCCAACGAUGAAGGAGGAUGGACCCCAUAUGAGACGCGAACCUCUAUCCUUUUGGAGCACAGCUAUCAGGCUCGCCAAGGCACAGCAGAUCUGGGCCCGCAUGGAUACAAUUAUAUAGUGGAUCUCACAUCUCUGGCGCAGGUUAACAAAUCGACGGGUUUCAGACGCCAGGUGCGACGCCAGUGCAACCUCCCCUACCCGCUGGCUUCUUCCGGACCCCCAGCUAUCCCCUCGGGCCCCGCCUGCUCCUGCCAGCAGUGUUUAAGCCACAGCAGCACCGGACCCAUGCCGAGCCGUUCGCGACAUUCCUUCUCGUCAGGGAGUCUGAACCGGCCUAGUCUUCAAGGUACAGGAAGGGCUGUGGCGGCUCAUCCUACUUCUGUCUACUCCCCAUACCCCAGGAGACCUCUCUCAGUUGGUGGCAUGUCCUGGGGCAGCCCCUGGGCUCCACCGACAUCUGGCAGUCAACUUUCUGCACCUCUGACCAACUCUACCAGUGCCAAUGGGUUAAGUGUUCCUUCCAUCUCUGUGCAGCUGAAUGGAUCCACCAGCGUGAGCUCUGCCCUAGCAGGCAUGGCCUCCAUUUUGAUGUCAGCAGUGGGACUCGGCGUGCACUUCACCUCUGCCCCUCUCCCUCAGCAGCAGCAGCAUCCGCCGCCACAGCAUCAGCAGCCUGCUCCUUUCUCUCUUCCUCCUCCUCCUCCUCUCCUUCCCCCAGCCAACAGGCCCAUCAAGCCCCACAGCAGCAGCAGCACCAGCACCAGCAGUUCAGUUAGGAGAGCAAAGAGGCAGCACAGGAGAGCAUCAACUCAGAGACCCGAGGACGUGAUUCAGCGCUACAUGGAGGUGGUGGUUGGAGUACAAGACGAGGACUGUAUUAUCUGCAUGGACCAACUGUCCAACCCAUCUGGCUACGAGACCCCAUCCACAGAGGAGGGAGGCCAGAGCAUCCAGCCAGACACUGUGGGAAAAUUCAUCAAAUGUGGGCACACCCUGCAUAUGCUCUGCAUGCUGGCCAUGUACAACAAUGGAACGAAGGAUGGCAGCUUGCAGUGCCCCUCGUGUAAGACAAUCUACGGCGAGAAGACGGGCACCCAGCCGAAAGGCAAGAUGGAAAUAUACAGCAUCGCACAGUCGCUGCCAGGCCACCCAGACUGCGGCACCAUCCAGAUAAUCUAUAGCAUACCACCCGGCAUACAGGUACUGCUGCUGGUGCUUCUGUUUCUUUCAGCUGCUCCUUCUCUGCCUCCAUCUCACCCUCCACCCCAACCCUCUGCAUGCGCUCCUCCGCUACAUCCACGAAUCUUCUCUGAGGUCUUCCUCUUUUCCUUCUCAAUCAUCAUCCUUUGUUCAGCAUAUCCACUGUCCCCCAUUUGCACAUGUCCCACGUGUCUCAGCCCGAGCUGUCCCUCUGAUGUACUCACUCCUAAUCCUCUCCCUUCUGGUCUCCAAGCAAAAAUCUCCCCGUGUCUCACAAGUGCUCCUUGUGUUUCUGCUGUAAAGGUCCUCGAGCUGCUGAAGGUGGCGUGGAUGCGGCGUCUCAUCUUCACCGUGGGAACGUCCAGCACCACCGGAGAGCCCGACACAGUGGUGUGGAACGGCAUCCACCACAAAACCGAGAUGAUGUCCAACUUGUCGGGCCACGGCUACCCUGACCCCAACUAUUUGGACAAUGUUCUGUCUGAGCUGGCCUCUCAGGGCGUGACAGAGGACUGCCUCAAACCCCCAGGAAGCGGCAGCGGCGCCAGCUAGGCCUCAGCUCCGAGCUUCGCACGCUUCCACUCACUGCUAACCCACCGAGAGUUAACCCUCCUGAAUCCUCUGCUCUGUGCCCAGGUGGACUUCCUGCAACAUCUGUGUGUUAAUAAAUUCAUGUCAGCGUCCACCCAAACCUCAUGGAGUGAGCGAAGGGAGGGAAAGUGAGCUAAAUAAAAGCCUUGAAUCCUCUUUGAGAGGAGACACAGUUGGAGUAGAA